This is a messenger RNA of Echinops telfairi (small Madagascar hedgehog), 1252 nucleotides long. It is a transcript of the gene CUNH10orf62, whose product is annotated as chromosome unknown C10orf62 homolog. Lineage: Eukaryota; Metazoa; Chordata; Mammalia; Afrosoricida; Tenrecidae. The transcript has a single exon. The record is from RefSeq and is a predicted model, not a curated record. The coding region runs from base 53 to 955 and encodes 300 amino acids.
CACAAUGGGGUUCAUUGCUGAGGUGGGAGGGGGCUCCUAAGGAGGGUGCAGCAUGGGGGCUAGCCUGCCAGGCAGCCCCAAGGUUCCUUUCAAGCAUGAGCCUGACCACCUGGGCCCCUCCAUCGGCAACGCACUCCUAACUCUGUCUGCUCAGCGGGGGCGUCAGGUCCUGGAGACCUUCUGGGAGCUGGUGCAGCACCCAUCAUGCAAGCUGGCACUGGCGGCUGGCCUCCUGCUGGGGGGCGGGAGCCUCAUGCUGUGGAUUCAGAAGAAGAGGAGGGGCCAGACGGCUGCUGAGUCACCCGCAGAUUCAUCAGAAUCCCACCCAACAAAGAAAGAAGGCUGGAUCAAGUCUCACUUCAGCCGCCUCUCCGAGGAGAAGCUAGCCAGCGGCAGUCAUGCCGCCACCUCCACACCCGAGCUGGAGGGUGGCAGUGGGGAGGCCAGUACCCGGAUCCGUAUGGAGACCUUCACCUCCAGGCACGGGGAGGCGGGCACCACCCUCCGCCGAGAGUCCUUCACCAGCAGGCAGCGGACAUCGGGGGCUUCGGGGGUCAAAGAGAGCCACAGGGAGUCCUCAGAAUCCUCCUCGGCGGACGAUCCCACUUGGGCUGCUGUAGCUGCCUGCGCCAAGGAGAUUGACUGCAAAGGGCGGCACCUGGCCACCUCCAUGCUCCAAAGAGCCGCUGUCUGCCAGCGCACCGGCCACCUGGAGACCAAAGACAUCAACCGGGAGGAGUUGAAGGCCCUUGAGGAGGUAGAGCUGAAGCUGAAAGGAAAUUUCCUCCUCCAAGAGGAGAACACCAUCGGGGGCAUGAACCACAUUCACACCUUCCAGGGCCACGGUCCCUAUGGCCACCACAGCCACCAGGCUCACCCCAGUCACCAGGGCCACCAGAGUCACAGCAUGCCCAACCGAAGCCAACAGAUGUAUGACCCCUUUGAAGCCACCUGAGCAGCGAGAUGCCUGUCCACCAGAAGGGCUGGCACACAUACCCAGGCCUGCUCUCUCUUCUGGGCCAUGCUUGGUGUGAGGCUGCUGCCCAAAUCCCUUCUUUCCCAGCCCCACAGGGGUCGUGGGCAGAUGGGACUCGGUGCCCAAGGUUGGCCCCAGAGGAUGUUGGAAGAGCUGAAAGGUGGUGAAGGAGCCGAGACGCUCUGAGAGAAGACAAGGCGGCCCCCAGAAGCAUCUGGGAGCCCCACACUGACGUCAAAUGCCUGGAACUGAGCCAAUAAAGCCGUGUGCACCCUC